CUUUAGUAGGCUAGCUAGAUGGUAGGUAAGCGUGUAAGCACGACGACUGUCCAACAGCUCGCUCUCGUGAGUACUAGGUAUAUAGGUAUCUUUAAGACCUAUCAAUCUUCUUUGUUCGUAAAAUCAUUCUUGAUUCUGGACAGCUCUGUUGCAAUUAAACUAUCCUUUUGUCUAUUGAGUGGAAAGACAUAAAACAUAGACAGCUUCCAGUAUAGUAAUGGCAGCGGUGGCCAAGCAUGGUAUCGACCUCCUUGAGCAUUCGGGUAUAGUGGCUACAUUGUACACCAUGAUAUCCUUCAGUACAGCCAUUGACGCCGCUAUUUUAUAUUCCUUCGCUCUAGGAAUAUAUCGUCUCUACUUCCAUCCCCUAACCAAAAUCCCGGGUCCUAAAUUGGCAGCAUUGACAGGAUGGUAUGAGGCAUACUUUGAACUCUUCCACAAGGGGCUCGGAGGCCAGUAUACUUUCCACAUCCAGGAACUGCACAAGAUUUAUGGGCCCAUUGUCCGUAUUAAUCCUCAUGAAGUCCACAUCGACGACCCGAACUUCUAUUCCACGAUCUACACCAACAGAGAGGGGUACGACAAGCCCGAGAAUUUGAAAUGGCGUUUUGGGUCACCUGCAGGUCUCUUCUCGACACCCGAUCACCAUCUUCACAAGAUGCGGCGCGCGGCGCAGGAACCGUUCUUCGCCAAAAGCCGCAUCAACAAGCUCUCCCCUGAGAUACAGGCCAAAGCUGACCUGAUGUGCGCCAAGCUGUCGGAGAAUUAUCUGAACCAGGACAAGCCGGUGACUUUGGACAACCUGUUCGCAAGCUACAUUGCUGAUGUGACGACGAAGUACGCUUUCGACAGAGAUUUCAAGUAUCUUUCAUCCCCUGACUUUGCUUCGCCGUUCGUGAAAGCCAUCCGCAGCUUCAAGGACAUCGCACACCCCUGCACUCAGUUCCCGUGGCUCGCCCGAGCUUUGGCCGCGACUCCGGACUUUCUCGUCAGAAUCCUGCAGCCCUCGAUGUCGUGUGUCCUUGAGUUCCAGGACGACAUGCGACGCCUGAUACGCGAGGCGCAGGGAGAUCUCAGUAACCCAGAUCCUCGGAAGCCGGACCAGGCAGACAAGACGAUUAUCCAUGGCAUACUACGCGCCGGCUUGCCCCAGGAAGAGCUGGAGAUGGACGUGUUGAAAGACCACGCAACUAGCAUCAUUGGCGCAGGGAUCGCAAGCGCGCAGUGGACGCUGACUAUCGCAUGUUUCCAUGUCAUGUCAGACCAAAGGAUACGCGAAGCGUUGAAAAAGGAGCUGGAGAGCGUGAUGCCAGAUGCAAAUUCGCCGUUGCCGUAUAAAGAAAUUGCGGAGAAGUGUCCGUACCUCGUAGCCUGCAUCGAAGAAGCAGCGCGUCUAGCGUGCGGGCAAAUGACGCGAUCGCCUCGGAUCUCGAAGACGCCGAUAACAUAUGGAGACUACGUGCUCGCGCCAGGCACGCACAUAUCCCUCGACACGUGGCACAUGCACCACAACGAGACGCUGUACCCCCAGUCCUACUCGUACGUGCCUGAGCGCUGGGUCGGCAACCCGCGGGCCCCCGCGCCGUACGACUCGAGGCCGCUGAAGCACUACAUGGUGUCGUUCGGCAGGGGCACGCGGCACUGCAUCGGGAUGAAUCUCGCGUAUGCGGAGAUCACGAUCGCGCUGGCGUCCUUGAUACGGCGGUUUGACUGGGAGUUGUUCGAGACGACGGAUGAGGAUGUCAAGGUGGUGCGCGAUCUGGUUGCGCCGGAUGUGAGUAGAAAGAGUAAGGGGAUUAGAGUCUUGGUAAAAGGUACCUAGUUGUUGUAAGCAUACAACCUAGGUUAGGAUGGUCACGAAUGUAUGAUGUUAACUGAGACAUGCUGGAGUUGUCGGCGUACAGGGUGUAACGAGAAUGAUAUGCACCCAUAUUACA
Molecule: messenger RNA, 1937 nt
Organism: Hypoxylon fragiforme
Lineage: Eukaryota; Fungi; Ascomycota; Sordariomycetes; Xylariales; Hypoxylaceae
Product: cytochrome P450
Exons: 1
Coding region: 218-1822 (534 amino acids)
Molecular function (GO): oxidoreductase activity, acting on paired donors, with incorporation or reduction of molecular oxygen; iron ion binding; monooxygenase activity
Source: RefSeq, a predicted model, not a curated record